Fusarium verticillioides 7600 is the source of this 2019-nucleotide messenger RNA. RefSeq lists its product as hypothetical. The coding region runs from base 1 to 2019 and encodes 672 amino acids. The transcript is spliced from 2 exons. The record is from RefSeq and is a predicted model, not a curated record. NCBI's taxonomy places the organism in Eukaryota, Fungi, Ascomycota, Sordariomycetes, Hypocreales, Nectriaceae.
AUGUCUGACUCAGUGGAUUCCACCAACCCUGGCGGUGCUGCUGCUGGUGAUGCACCCCCAAUAAAGCUUUCGCUAAGAGAGGGUGAUUCGGCCGUCACUGGUGUGUCUACCCGUGAGGAAGACUUGGCCCAUGGCCCUUUAUUGUUGGGGCUUGGUGACGGACAAGAGCAUCCGCCCAUUGAUCCAACCUGGGGAACGACUGAGAACCAUGCUCCACAGACAGAUGUACAGCCGUUAUUUCCAUUUAGAGCGCCUCAGCCAGACCUUACAGAGUUCGUGUCAGCUUCUGAACCUUCACACUCAGGGCCUUCCUUCGCUGUUCCAACCCAGAGCGUCUCACACGCAAGCAAUUCACGCCACGACGAACCGCUGCUUACUUCCACAGAUAAGCCAAGGAGCAUUCAAUCAUUGUCAUGGAUCCCUGAGUUUUCAUGGCUGGACGCCCGCCUGUGUUUUGAUGGUCAGCCACUGGAGCUGCCAGCAACACGCGAUGGCCAGUUCUCGAGAGGUGGCCCUGUCUCAGAGCAUGGAUUCUCCAUAUCUCAGAGGUCUUUUCCUCGUAUAGGAGUGCCCAAUGGCGAACAUGGCGGGUUCCAGAUAUCUGAUAUCACUGGCGUUGGAGGUUUCGUCAGUUCAGACGAACGCCAGGAAGAAAGAAACCUUGAUCAAAAUUCGGACAUUAUGCCUGCAGUAAGCUCCAGUUCCAGCGAUACUUCACACUCUGAAGCCGUAUUUCGAGGAGAAUUCAUCGACCCAAGUCAACCUGUUCAGGACGAGAUUGCCAUACAGGAAAUCAUCAAGAACAUAGUGGAAAUACUUGCCGACGACUACUACAGGUCAUAUGCGCCACAGAGACGGACUCUUGCAGCCAAGCGUAAACAAGUUGAUCGAUGCUCCAGCAGUUCGAUCAAGAACACCCAAGCAACAAUUGGACGGAAAGGCGCCAAGCCAACAGGUCGCAGAGGCCAGACUAUUGAUGAAGACGAAGGGAGUGAGGAUGAAGAUUCUAGCGGUAAUGGACGAAACCCCUCCGCUACUGACAUAUCUUCCGAAAAUAGACUCUUUUGGGCCUGUCCUUUCAUGAAGUGGAAUCCCAUAAAGUACAGAGAAAGUUGUGUCAAGAAACUUAGGGACAUAUAUCGCCUAAAGAAGCACCUUCAAGAGAAGCACUUCUCCCAUCAUUGCCGGGUCUGUUUCAAUGAGUUUCGGCCUGAGGACUUGGCCCUGCACGAGAAAGCAUGCGAAAGUCUAUUCCCCCUUCCGACGCGCCCACCGCCCCCAGUCGGACUUAUCACGAGGGAUAUGGCAACUGCGAUAAAUGAGAGAUCCAACACCAGACUGACUUCAAGAGAGCAAUGGGAGAGGCUGUUCAAGAUUAUCUUUCCCCACGAACCGAUUCCUUUGAGCCCCUAUCUCGAUGAUGAGUGGAAAGUGGCCCACUGCUGCGACUACUUCCAUCAGUCAUAUGUCCGGCGUCAGACUCGUAAAAUGAUACACGAGUCUGGGCUUGGCCAUAUACGGAAAACAAUGCCGAUUGUGUUUGAACAACUAUUAGACUACUUGUGGGACUCUCUCAAUAUCGAACAUGAGAUCAGACCUCAUGUAGCUUCUGAAGAAGAAACAGUUGAUCAGACACAACUCAUUUCGACUACGGAAGACUACAUACCUGAAGAAUCACAAACACCUGCAUUGAGGGGCUUUGAGUAUGGCCAGGAUGGGCUCGACGCAAUUCAGUAUAGUGGGUUGAUGGAAGUCGAAAACACUACGACUCUGGUCCCAGAACCAUUUGCUGACCAGCCCGAAACUGGAGUUGGGGAAGAUCUUGAUCAUCUUGAAUUCAUUGACAACUACGGAUCUUCCUGUUCAGAUAUCGCUACAAACAUGAACUUUGACGAGGUUUGGAGUGAUCCCUUUUCGAGGCCUGGAGUAGGGGAUACUCCUUGGUACGGUGGACAAGAGGUGUUUGAGACGGGGCUCGAUCAAACGAGAGGCGAUGAGACUCUUUUCCAGUGGCCUUAG